Molecule: messenger RNA, 2484 nt
Organism: Acanthopagrus latus (yellowfin seabream)
Lineage: Eukaryota; Metazoa; Chordata; Actinopteri; Spariformes; Sparidae
Product: extracellular calcium-sensing receptor-like
Exons: 10
Coding region: 106-2484 (792 amino acids)
Biological process (GO): G protein-coupled receptor signaling pathway
Cellular component (GO): membrane
Molecular function (GO): G protein-coupled receptor activity
Source: RefSeq, a predicted model, not a curated record
GUCCCUGUUGGGAGUCAAUCCUCCUGUCGUACAAGGACAGGCAAAGAGCCACAACAGCCUACCUGCCAAGGUUUUGACGUUCUAGGAUUCAGACAGGUCCAGACCAUGGCCUUUGCUAUUGAUGAGAUCAACAGAAACUCCAACCUGCUACCUAAUGUGACUCUGGGGUACAGUCUUUUUGAUAACUGCGGCAAACUAGCGAUUGGAUUUCGUGCAGCAUUGUCCCUAAUCGGUGGUCCGAAGGAACAGUUUAUAUUAGAUGAGAUCUGUGUAGGAACCCCUCCAGUCAUAGGGAUUGUGGGUGAUUCUUCCUCUACACGUUCUAUUGCCAUAUCCUCUGUUUUAGGUUCGUACAGAGUACCAAUGGUGAGUUAUUUUGCCACGUGUUCCUGUCUGAGUGACCGGCAGAAGUUUCCAUCCUUCUUUAGGACGAUCCCAAGUGAUGCUUUCCAGGUGCGUGCUAUGAUUCAGAUCCUGAAGCGUUUUGGUUGGACUUGGGCAGGUCUGCUGGUCAGUGACGAUGACUACGGACUCCACGCUGCACGAUCCUUCCAAUCUGACCUGGCACACUCUGGUGGAGGUUGUCUUGCCUACUUAGAGGUUUUGCCUUGGGGCAGUGACCAAGUUGAGCUGAGAAGGAUCGUGGAUGUGAUGAAGAAAUCCACAGCUCGUGUGGUCAUUGUUUUUGCACAUCAGAGUCACAUAAUGAACCUCAUGCAAGAGGUUAUGAGACAGAAUGUGACAGGCCUGCAGUGGCUGGCCAGUGAAGCUUGGACAACAGCUACUGUGCUCCAGACCCCUGACCUCAUGCCGUACCUGGGUGGAACACUGGGUAUUGCCAUCCGUCGAGGAGAAAUACCAGGGCUCAGGGAAUUCCUCUUACAGAUACGUCCUGACCUACAUCACAACAACAGCGCUGGAAAUAGCAUAGUAAACCAGUUUUGGGAAUUCACAUUUCACUGUAGAUUUGCACCACCUCCAUCAGGUUGGGUAGAGGCUGGGGGAACAUUAUGCACUGGACAGGAAAAUUUAGAGGAUGUGGAGACUGAGUUGUUUGAUGUCUCCAACCUCAGGCCAGAGUAUAAUGUGUACAAGGCUGUGUAUGCUCUGGCAUAUGCCCUUGAUGAUAUGAUGCAGUGUGAGCCAGGGAGAGGGCCUUUCAGCGGGCACAGCUGUGGUAAUUUGCGAGGACUGGAGCCAUGGCAGUUAGUAUAUUACUUGCAAAAGGUAAAUUUCACUACAACAUUUGGUGAUCAAGUGUCAUUUGAUGAGAAUGGGGAUGCGUUACCAAUAUAUGAUAUUAUGAACUGGCUGUGGCUCCCUGAUGGAAGAACUAAAGUUCAGAAUGUGGGUGAGGUCAAGAGGUUGGCCUUCAAAGGUGAAAAACUCACAAUUGAUGAAAACAAAAUUUUCUGGAACUUUGAAUCAGAUAAGCCCCCCCGGUCAGUGUGCAGCGAGAACUGUCCUCCAGGUACCCGCAUGGCCAGAAGGAAACGGGAACCUGUUUGCUGUUUUGACUGCAUUCCUUGUUCUGAGGGAAAGAUCAGUAAUGAGACUGAUGCCAUGGAGUGCACCAGUUGUCCUGAGGACUUCUGGUCAAAUGUCCAGCGUGACCACUGCAUUCCUAAGAAAACAGAGUUUCUUUCCUACCAUGAACCUCUGGGUAUCGGCUUGACAGCAGCCUCAUUAUUUGGAACAUGUAUGUGUGCUGUUGUCAUGGGCAUCUUUAUCUAUCAUCACAGCACACCUAUAGUACGUGCCAACAAUUCAGAACUGAGUUUCCAGUUAGUGCUGUCACUUAAGUUAUGUUUCCUGUGCUCACUGCUGUUUAUUGGCCGCCCAAGACUGUGGACAUGCCAACUAAGACAUGCAGUAUUUGGGAUCAGCUUUGUGCUUUGUGUUUCAUGUAUUUUGGUCAAAACCAUGGUGGUUCUGGCUGUAUUCAAGGCCUCCAAGCCAGGAGGGGGAGCCAAUAUAAAAUGGUUUGGUGCUCUGCAACAGAGAGUCACAGUUAUUGUUCUCACUUCUGUUCAGGCAGCAAUCUGCACUACCUGGAUUGUAUCUGCCUCCCCAACUCCUCAUAAAAACACUCAAUACUACCAUAAUAAGAUUGUUUAUGAGUGUGUAGUUGGGUCUACAGUUGGUUUUGCUGUGUUAUUGGGCUAUAUUGGCUCAUUGGCUUUACUUAGUUUUCUGAUUGCAUUUAUAGCAAGGAAUCUUCCAGAUAGUUUCAACGAGGCCAAACUCAUCACUUUCAGCAUGCUGAUCUUCUGUGCUGUGUGGGUGGCUUUUGUACCUGCUUAUAUCAGCUCACCAGGCAAAUAUGCAGAUGCAGUAGAGGUAUUUGCCAUCCUGGCCUCCAGUUUUGGUCUCUUGGUGGCACUGUUUGGACCCAAAUGUUACAUAAUCCUACUGAGACCAGAGAGAAACACAAAGAAAGCAAUCAUGGGUCGGGCACCACAAAGUCAUAAAAACUUGAAUUAA